Molecule: messenger RNA, 941 nt
Organism: Pristis pectinata (smalltooth sawfish)
Lineage: Eukaryota; Metazoa; Chordata; Chondrichthyes; Rhinopristiformes; Pristidae
Gene: kti12
Product: KTI12 chromatin associated homolog
Exons: 9
Coding region: 87-914 (275 amino acids)
Source: RefSeq, a predicted model, not a curated record
AUGAGAAGCGGGGCUGCGCCUUUAAGGGGCCGGCGGCUCCAGGCUCCGGGCCCGGGUCUCUCCGCGCCGGCUGGGGGAACUCGGCGAUGCCGCUGGUGCUUCUGUGCGGCCUGCCCUGCAGCGGGAAGAGCCGCAGGGCGGCGGAGCUGAGCGAAUAUCUGCGGGAGGUGGCGGGCAGGAAGGUGGUGGAGGUGGGAGACCGGAGCCUGGGGGUGGAGCGCAACGAGGUCUAUGCGGAUUCUCGGAAGGAGAAGGAGCUCCGGGGAGCUUUGAAAGCAGAAGUUGAAAGAAAAAUCAAUAAAGAAGAUGUAGUAAUUGUGGAUUCUCUAAAUUACAUCAAAGGUUACAGAUAUGAACUGUUCUGUUUAAUAAAGCAUGCACAGACUCCACAUUGCUUGAUUCACUGUGAGACUGCAGCUGAUGUCUGUUCAUCGUGGAACCAGAGCAGAGAGCUGGAGAAACAAUACUCCCAGGAAAUUUUUGAUGCACUGGUGAUGAGAUUUGAGGCUCCAGAUUCCAGGAACCGAUGGGAUAGCCCGUUGUUCACCAUUCAGAAGGACGAUACCCUACCGUUUGAGGCAAUAAGCGAUGCAAUCUUCCACAGGAAAGCCCCUCCACCCAACCAGUCAACGCUGAAUCAACCGCUUUCUUCUACAAACUUCUUGUACGAGUUGGACAGAGUUACACAGGAAAUGCUGAUGGCAAUAUUAAAUGCACAGAAGACAAGUGUACCGGGAGACCUGAUUACUGUACCAGGAGCUAAUGUGAAAAUAGAGCUGACGCGUGGCCUUCAGAUGGCUGAACUUCGCAAGCUGAGGCGCCAGUUCAUCAGCUACACCAAGAUGCACCCCACAGAAAACAUCGGGCAAAUUGCAAAUAUGUUUGUACAGUACAUUAACCGAAGCUUGCAUUGACAAGCAAUUAAAAGCUGCAAAUCGGGA